Messenger RNA from Perca flavescens (yellow perch), 7709 nucleotides. RefSeq names its product transcription activation suppressor a (gene tasora). The coding region runs from base 226 to 6786 and encodes 2186 amino acids. The record is from RefSeq and is a predicted model, not a curated record. Gene Ontology annotation, biological process: protein localization to heterochromatin; negative regulation of gene expression, epigenetic. NCBI's taxonomy places the organism in Eukaryota, Metazoa, Chordata, Actinopteri, Perciformes, Percidae. Gene Ontology annotation, molecular function: chromatin binding. The transcript is spliced from 30 exons. Gene Ontology annotation, cellular component: heterochromatin; nucleoplasm.
GCAGUAAAGCAACAUUUAGAAUAACAACCAGCUGCAGUUAAAUCUUAGUGAAGAAGACCUCAGCUCCCAGGAAGAGCAUGGCGCGGGUUAUGUGUCGGUUCGACUCCCUUCGCUGCGGAACCAGGAGGUAACAGCCGUGUCACGGCGGGAUCUAGCCGAGAAUCAGUGACGGUCUGACGGUUAGAAAGACACGGUUAAGUAGGUCGGUUGGAGAAUCCAAAAACAAUGGACGACAACCCUGCUCGGAGGGAGGUAGCUCGUCCGAGGAGGAGGGCGUCUGCUGCUGCUGCUGCUGCUGCUUCUGCAGCCGCAGCCGCGGAGGUUGGAGCUAACGCAAGCCUGCAAGAUGGCGAGGUAAUGGAGGUCCACUCAGCCCGAGAAACUCAAGCUGGUCCGGACAGACUGAGUUCUCCUGGCGGGAGGACGGAGAGGAGGAACUCGGGACCGCUGGUCCACCAGAGACACAUGCCGAUGGAGCCCCUCAAGUUCCACAUCCCGAGGAAAACCAAGGAAAAGAGAGCGCUGUUCCAGCAUGUCUCCACUGAGUCCAGGGAGUACGAGGACAUGAUGACCAUCAUGGCUGCCAGCUACAUCGACACCGGCUCUGCUGGCUGCUUCACCUACUGCAAACCUCGGCUCGUCCACAGUGAGCUGCUGGAGAAAGAGUUUGUGGAGAAGAGGAAGGAGAUGAAGGCAGAUGGGAGGACAGACAAGGAGCUUGAGGAGAGCUACUGUUUCCUGUUGGCUGAUUCUGUUAAGCUGCCCUGUCUCUGUGAGAAGGGGCUGCUUGUGGGUCAGAGCUGGAUCACACUGCUGGGACACCCCAGUAAAGGAGUGUAUCUGUCCAGGUACUCUGACCUACUUCAGAUUAACCCCUUAAAUGUUGGAGUCACAGGGGAGAUCAUCAUCUUCAAAGUGAUGAAGGGGAAAGUGAAGAGCAUAUAUGAGAACAUGAAGAACGUUCUGGAUCCUACGCCGCGCUUUGACAGCCACAUCUCCAAGAACGCCAGCAAAGUCACAUCGCUCACAUCCUACCGCGCCUUCGAACUCACACAGCAAUACUUCUACGAGUAUUCCUUCGACGAGCUGCUGCAGCGGCCUCGCCAGGUGUGUCCGUACGCUGUCGUCUCCUUCCAGUUCAAAGGAAAAGACUCUCCACUCCCCAGCAAGCCUCUGACCCCCAUCAGGUUGAACAGCCAAUCAGCAGAGGGGAGUAAAGAGCGGGCUCAGUUCACAGUGUGGACUGGAGAUUUGGUGAAAGGGGACCAGGUUCUCUUCCAGAUCUCCCUUCGCUCCUUCUCUCCUCCCUUCUUGCCCCACAGACUACCAGAGAAGUUGGAAAUCGGUUGGUUGAUGAAGCUGGACCAGGUGACCAAGCUCCUGCCCUCCGACCUGCUCUCAUACAACCUCUACAACAGCAGCCAAGAAGUUGUGAAAAAUGCCCAUUGCUGCAGCCUUCUGGAGGUGACUGACAGAAGUCGGUCUACGACUAGCGUGACGAGACUGCUGCAGGAACUAGAGAUGAACAGAGUGGUUUUGGUGACUCAGCUUACAGACAGAGGCUUUCUCUUCCUGAUAUCCAGUGUUCAGAUGGCCACACCCUCGGAGAGAGGAGAGAGCUGGAAGAGGUGUCUUCAGGCCUUGUUUGUAUUCCCGGAGUCCAGAGAUGUGGCCAAAUCCACAUUAAGGUGUGCCUCCUCCUCCCGUGAUGCCUCCGAGUCGUUGAUGUCUGGCGGCACGGUGAUGCCGCGACUGAGCCAGUUUAUCCCGGUGUUGCACCACGCCCUGGUCAAGGCCCGCGCUAACCCCCCUCCUGAGCUGUCUGCCGGGGUGGAGCGUCUGGCACGGGAAUACCUCGUCGGCCUCAACGACGGCAUAGUUCGACAGUACCCCAUGAGCGAGUACGAUUUCAAACUGGAUGAGCGAGGAAAGCUGUUUCCUGCUCCCAAGCACCACCGGGUGAACAUGGACGGCUACCUGCGCUCCUACCUGUACAGCCCAGCCCUCUACCUGCUGUCAGUGGCCCGGGCCAGGCAGAUGAUGGAGGCGCACUGUGGCCCCGAGGAGCCUCAGGAGGUGAAGCUCAGGAAGAGCCGAGGAGGCCAGAGGGAGCCGACAGGGAAGGAGGCGACCAGCAACGCUAGAGACGGACAGACCAACACUCAAAAGAUGCAGCAGCUGAUAGACCUGGUUUUGACCUGUAAGAGGAAUGCAGAGAAUGAGGUGAGGAGGGAGGAAGGAGGAGGAGGAGGAGGGGUGAAGGUACCAGGGAGGAAGAGGAAAAUGGAACAGGAGACCGCAGAGAGGGCGCUUAAGUUCCUGAAGGCAUCGCAGGAUCCUGGACGACACAGCAAGGUUCCAGUCGAGGGAAGUCCAGUCCCUGGCUCUCCUGGCUCUCUUGCGUCUGUGAUUGGCUCAGUGGGUUUGAAGGACGUUGAUCUGAGGGAAGAUGGAUCUGAACUAGCUGCUAGACUUCUCAGUCUGCUAACAGGCCUCAACCAGGCUGCCAUGGGAACGGCCAAUCAGAGUGUCAGUGAAGUGCAAGAGGAGGGGCAGAGGGAAUCCUGUCCAUUUGAUAAGUUGGCCACCAAGCUUGGUCUGCCCACCAGCUGUGACAUUGACCUGAGGAAGCAGGAUGAGCUGGAGACGGCGGGCAGCGUCAGUAGUUCGGAGGGGUUCAGUCCCAGCUCCCACAGCGGGGAGAUGAACCACCACGGAGCAGCAAGUAGAGGAGGAGGAGGAGGAGAAGGAGGAAGAGGAGGAGGAGGCCAAGUGAGGAGAGCAGCAGGAUACGAAGAGGCGGAGGAUGCAGGGGAGAUCCCUUGGGUUCUAAUCCCCAUUACAGGUGUGUGUUCGCAGAGGUACACCCAGAGAGACCGAAACAUCCCUCAGGACCCCCGCUUCCAGCACCUCACCACGGCAACGAGCAUCACCGCGGCAACCAAACAUCGCCGGAAGAGCCACACCCAGUCUCCAGAGCCGAGCAUUCCUCCUCCUUCCCCCCUCCAGUGCCUGUCCCCUGAGCCCAGCCCUCCUCACUCCCCCUCCCAAUGCCCAUCACCUGACCCCAGCCCUCCCCAGUCACCCUCCCAGUGUCCCUCUCCAGAGCCCAGCCCCCCCCAGUCACCCUCCCAGUGCCCGUCUCCAGAGCCCAGCCCUUCCCCUUCACCCUCCCUAUGCCCGGACCUUCAGCUCGGCCGUUACCACUCCCUCUCCUGGUGCCAGUACACGGAGCCUAAUGAGCUCGGCACGUUUAACGAGGACCACAGUGGUGCUAACGAGGAGCAGUUAGCCGCCACGGCCUCCAGGGAGUUUGCAGGGGUGUUCAAGGACAGAGAAGAGAAACCUCAGGGGAGAGAAAAGAAGAAUGAAGAGCCAUCCAUGUCUGCAUUGUUCCAGCCAUCUAUCCGUCCAGCUCCAGAGAGGACGACGAACCUCUCACCACAACCAGCUGAGCGGGAGAAGGAAGAUGCAAAUGGGAGGGCGAAGGAGGUACAGGCUACGGUUUUAGAGGAGGAAAAAGAAUCUCAGCCAGUUGAGAAAGUGCAAAAGCGAGAACAAGAAGAGGUCGGUGUGGGUAAGAAAGACGAGAAGGAGGAGGAGGUGGUGGAAAUGAUACAUGUGGUAGCUAGUGAUGAUGAGCAAAAGGGAGAAGCGAUGGAACUCGUAGGCAGCUCUUUGUUUUCUCCUUCCGUCUCCUUACCUCCUUCUCAUCUUGACAACAUUGUGGACAAACAUUUGGGUGACUUCUCCUCUGAGAUACAGCUCCUCCUGCAGGAGCAGAGCAUUAAUUACAGCUUCCCCCAGUCCCCAUACUCUAUUUCAAACACACAAGCCCCCGCACCUCAACACACACCCCCACACACCGUCAUAUCUCAGUUUUCACAGUAUGUGUCUUUCUACAACCCUUGCCCCCCGGUCCAGGACUACGUUAGCUCACUACAGGACAGCAUUGAGGGCAUUCUGACAGAGUUUGAUGACAGCUGGCCGAGCCACAAGGCCGGCACCAGCCGGACUGUUGUCGAUGACGCGCUGGCUAGCAGAGUUAGUGAUUUUGUGUCUAGCAUCCGAGCAGCUAAUGCUAAAACCGGCAGAGAUAAUGAUGGUCUCUGUGGUGAACUGACAGCCGCUGACAACGGUGAUUCAGUCAGUCAAAAUCCUGCUCUCUCCAGAGGAGGUGAGGUGUGGCAGCCACAUACACUCACCAUACAGGUUCCUAAUGCUCCAAACAACAGGAACCCCUCGAUGUCUCAUGUCACUUUAUCUACCUCUUCGUCUGGUUCCAUCUACAAGCCUUCUGAUGUCUCUGUCCUCAUUCCUCCUAUUAACAAGUCCCCGCAGUCCCACUGGAACCCACAGCAAAGUCACACGUUGGAGAUCACUAGAACAGUCACUCAUAACGUCAGACAAACGCGAGACAACAGCACUGCCAGGACUGUGCAUUGUACCACUGGUGGAGAAGGUGGGAGUAGUUUUGCAGGUACAAACUCUGAGGUGACCUUACCAGGGUUUAGCGGUGUCUCUAAGCCCUUGACAGAAGCGUCUCGCCCCUCUGAGCCGCUCUCCAGUCCGCCCUGUGCAUCCAUGCCCGGUCCCGGCCCAGGCCCAGCUCCCCCGGCCAUGGCCCUGAGCUCCCUCAUCAGCCAGCUGCAGCCAGAAGUGUUCAACAGCCUGGUGGAGAUCAUCAAAGACGUCAAGAGAAACUCGUUGCAGUUCUACCUCCACAGCCCCGAGCCAGGGGACCAGGUUCACGAGGAGGUCAAGGAAUACCUGUUGAAGCAGGGUAACAUGGAGCAGAGUCCUGUGACCUUUCUGAGCCAAGAAACCUCUGAAAACCGACUGCUGGUCAUCAUCAAGAACAAAGACAUAGCUGGACACGUAGACAAGAUCCCAGGUCUGGUGUCCCUGAAGAGACAUGCCUCUGUGGUGUUUGUGGGAAUCGAUACGCUGGACGACAUCAGGAACAACAGCUACAACGAGCUUUUUGUUUCUGGAGGCUGCAUCGUUUCGGACGAGUUGGUCCUCAACCCAGACUUCAUCACUCACGAUCGACUGGCUGCACUGCUGCUGAUCCUGGAGCAGCACAGUUCUCCAGAGAGCGUCUGGAGGUGGAAGGUUCACUGCAAAACCCACAAGAAACUAAAAGAACAAGCCAGGUUCAGAAGAGAUGCAGCCAACCUACUGAACGUACUCUCAGCCUAUCACAAGCGGCAGAUUGUUGAGUUCCUCCCAUAUCAUCAGUGCGACAUGAUGAACCAUCAGUCCCCUGACCUGGACUGUCUUAUGGAGCUCCAGGCCCGAUACACACAGUACCGACACACCAUCUUCCUGACUGAGCAUCAUUUUGAUAAGUUCGCUGCCUACGCCAGUAGCGGCAUCAUCAUGGCCAAUAUCGAAGAGUUUCUUCACGACUUCACCAGAUUGGUCGGUUACCACGAGAUGAAGGACAGGCAGCCAAUCAUAGAUGACGUGCUGGCUCCCAAAGAACACAUCCAUCCCCUCUCCUCCAGUGAUCAACCCCAACAUCUCCUCCAGCAGUCGGGCUCCAUCGUCCCCACUCCUUCCAGUCUGUCCGACCAGCUCGUCCCGGAGGCUUCCUGUAAGGAAGGUGUGCCGCACCAUUCAGACACCGACUUUGAGGUUCUUCGACUGGCCAUCUCACAUUUACGGGCUGAGCGUCAGGCGCAGCUCCAGCAGCAGUUGGACUCUCAGGCAGAGUUGAGCAUCAACUCCCUCAGAAGCUCCCCUCCCAAUCUCGUUGGUACAGGUAGUGGUCACGCCACGCCUCUUUUGGCUCAAGGAGGUCCCGCCGAGUCUGUUAACGUCACUCAUGACAGGAAAGCAGUGGCAGCCACUCUGGAGUUAAUUCACUCGGCAUUACAUCAGGAGCCGGCAGAGGAGCAGAGGAGGAAGGAUGGAGCGGAGACCCCCACAGAGGGACGGACGAUAGGAGGAAGUCAAGGGGCUGGAGAUCAGAGAGAAGGUACUCCGGUGAGAGUGGUGGGGUUACUGGGAGAAAGCAGGAGUCCCGGUAAUAGUGACACUUCUAGCCCUUCGUCCAAUCAAAGCACAGCGGCCGUGAUGGCACCAAGUACCCAGACAGACUCAACCGAUGACGGAAGAGAGAAAGCAAAUCAAAAAGAAGAACCUGUAUUUCCCAAAACAGAUAAGCAUGCUGCAGCCUCCUCGAGUACCACAGCUCGGCCUGUAGAAGGCGACAUAACGAGGGCUGAUUUUAAUCCUCCAGUUGCACUCCGAGUACACAGCAAAGACACACCGUCAGGCCAGGAACAGCCAAGAGGAGAGGCAGCACCACCUGGCACCAGCUCUGUCGGUGGCAACAAGACAGAAGAGGAUUUUCCACAACAAUGUUCCACCGGCACAGAAAGAAAGCAAGAGGGAAAACUGCAACCUGGAAAUGCGUCCGACUCCACCCCUGUCCCAGACCCACAACGCCUGCAGCUGUACAACUACAAGGGUGAAAAAUUCAACUAUGCUGCUCUCAAGAAUCCGCUGUCCUGGAAGGAUAUCUCCUAUUACAGGCCAGGAUGGAUACCGUGCCACCUGCCAUUUCUCAAACCUGGCAACCGGUAUUGGGAACUGAAGGCGAACAGCACUGUGGUCUCCAUCGGCAUGGCACCGCAAUAUGGAAAAGGUCCGAAAAGGUUGGCCUGUGGAGUAAUCUGUUACAACCACUUCGAAGGCCCUUGGUGCGAGGUCCAGUCCUACAAUGGGGACGGGGUCUGUUUGCUCACCACAAGGCGUUGCUCCACCCAUCGCCUCUGAUGAGGCCCGGACCACCAGACCUGUUUAGAGGGUCCCGAGACCAGCGUGCAUUCUGCCAGCACUCACUGCACAAGCCAGGAAAAAAGAAAAGAGACUGACGAUCUAAAACAACAUGCUCUAAUCUAAUUUAUGUAUAAAAAUGCAAAAUUUUAUGUGCAUGUGUACUCUGUGUAACCAAUGAGAAGCCUUGUACUCAGUUUUUAAUCGUAUAAUAUGAAGGGAGAACCCAGAAGAAGAGCUUAGAGAGACUGAGACAGGAAACCUUGUGAAAUCAUGGAAUAGCAAUCAUAUAGGGCUGGGCGACAUGGCGAUAUGUAUCGUCAAAUCUAUAUAAAAAUGUCUAUCGUAUAUAUUUUUCUAUCUAGUCUAUAUUGUGAAGUCAAAAAACCAGAAAACCAAACUGCGUUAUGACAACAUUUAGUAACAUUCCUUGCACAUUAUGUUCAUUUUGCACUAAAGUUCAUAAUAAGAAAAUACUCCGUAUAUUUCAUUUAUCAAGUAUUUAAUUCACACAGGAGUAGUAGUGGGUACCGAAACCCAAGAAAGCUAUUAUUACAUUUUAAAUAUAUCGUUUAUAUUUGGCCUUAGCAAAAAAAAGCAGUUUUUUAACGUCACGAUUGUCGUUUUGUGCUGUUUUUAAAAGUAUAGUUUUAGCACCGGUUUUGAGAAAAUAUCCAACUCUCCACAGGAGAGUACCAAAAUUAGAAGAUAAUAUUUAUUUAUUUAAUAACAAGAAACGUAAACAUGUUAUGUUGUGAUAUAUAUUUUCAUUGAGAUAUAGAACAACCUGUAUAUUGAGCUAGAAUAUUUUGGUUCAUAUCGCUCGGCCCUACAAUGAUAUUAUUUUUACUCUGUAUGGCAUUUUGUACAUGCUUUUUAUUUUGCUUAAUAAAACUAAAUGGAUCACUUGGUCUAUUGAAAGA